AUGACGAGGGAUAAUCUUCAAGCCCGACUGGCCGACUUCACAACUACUCACGGAAACCUUCCAGAGCCAUCCAUACCGCAGCUCCUGGAGGCAGAGCAACCAUUUCGAACUGCUUGGGCGGAGACAUCCGACAAGCUGGCACGGGCCGAUUGGGAGCUUCGAAGGAUGCAGAGGGCUGAGCGGGCAAGCAUCGAAAUGCUCAAAGUCAUAGAUUCACUGAUUCAACGGUUUGAGACCCAAAUUCACCAGGGUCAAAGUAGGAUACCUGAAGAUGUAGAUAGCACACAACCGUAA
Suillus paluster is the source of this 294-nucleotide messenger RNA. RefSeq lists its product as uncharacterized. Bases 1 to 294 code for a protein of 97 amino acids. The transcript has 2 exons. Lineage: Eukaryota; Fungi; Basidiomycota; Agaricomycetes; Boletales; Suillaceae. The record is from RefSeq and is a predicted model, not a curated record.